This is a messenger RNA of Doryrhamphus excisus (bluestripe pipefish), 2328 nucleotides long. Lineage: Eukaryota; Metazoa; Chordata; Actinopteri; Syngnathiformes; Syngnathidae. The record is from RefSeq and is a predicted model, not a curated record.
UCUCGUUCGGCCCGCCUCUUCUCCCGUCAAAAUUCGGGUGUUGUCGUCUGUAGGCGCACUGCCGAAGGAGGAAAAGGAAAGGGGACGGAAACUCGCACUGGUUAGCAUACAGCAAAAAAAGUCAGCGACAGUUAAAUAUUAACAUCGAACGUCAGCGAAAAGUGAAAACGGUGCGACUGAACAGCUCUAAAGUGGACCGUGUGUUUGAUGUCGAGUACGGCUGCUUGUUUGCUCCAUGUUAGUGUAGUUGUGACAUUGCCACCGAGGGACAGCUCUCCUUCCAGCGUGUGUUGACGGAUACAGCUUUGCCGUGCAAGGAGUGUACACUAAGUGUUGAUUGUCCAGGAUGUCUUCGAAGGCUCCCAGCUCCAAUAACAUCGCCCAUGCCAGGCGGACGGUGCAGCAGCUGAGAAUAGAGGCGAGCAUUGAGAGGAUAAAGGUAUCCAAGGCAUCUGUGGACCUUAUGAAUUACUGCAGCGAGCAGGCCAGAAACGAUCCUCUCCUUAUGGGCAUCCCUGCUUCAGACAAUCCCUUUAAGGACAAAAAACCCUGCGCUAUAUUGUAGUGGCCUUCCCUCGGCCUUAACGGGUUUUGCGUGUUAAUGUUGCCGUGUUCUGUUUGUCGGGAGCAGUGAGGGGUGGACUGUGAUCGUAUCGUUACCGCGCGCUUGUCUUUUCUGUUAACAAAUCACAUGAUUGUCUCCAAAAUUGAGUAAAGAACGUGUUCCAAGGCUCCAAGACCAGUCUCUAAUCACUGUGCCACUGCAUGAACUAACAUCCUGGAGUCACCGGAGGCCCUCGGUUUAGUGGUUUCUCUCCAUUUGGGUAGCGACUGUUAUCCAUCUCAAGUCAGUAAUUCACCUACAAUAUCCACUUUAGAUGGAUUCCUUCAGGGUUUUUGUUGCACACUUAAAAGUGUAGCGUCCACGACAAUCCACAUUCCAUGUAGUCAUCACCGAGGAAUCUCGUCUUCAGUCCACUUCGACCUAUACAGUAUGUAAGAUUCUUCUAGAGAAUUCACUGAAAUUCCUUGGAACAAACCAAUAAAGCAGCCUUGAAGACCACCUACGGUUCCACCAUUUGGUACGCUUCAGCUUCAACCAAGCAUCUUUGGUAGCAUGGUGCCAAAAAGUCGUACGGGGGGCUAUUUUUGGUACCCUCCGACAUAUAAAGAGCUGAAGUGUGCUUUUUGGUGGAAAAAAACCCAGCCUUAACUACGCUUGCCUUGUAUUAUGAAGAACACUUACUGGGAGAACUAUGUUAUGUUUCUACGGAAUAUUUUUAUCGGCUGGAUAAAAGUGGUUUUUAACAAUAUUGUGCCAUCUUUGUGUGUGUAUGUGUGUGUGUGUGUGUCGUAAAACCUCUUAAAUCGUGUUGCCCGGUGCUCCUCUUUUCUGCAGUCGCGGUUUUGUCGCCACCCCUACACAGGAUACCUUCAAAUCAGCUAAGUGUUAACAGUUUUUGGGGUUUUUUUGAACUCAUUGUCUGGAAUAGUCAACCACUCCCAAUUAUUUGCAAUAAUUCCUGUCAGCCGCUAAAGAAAAGUUGAGGUUUCCCACUGCCAUGUCAUCCAUUGUGUAACCGUACCACAACGUCUUUAUUAUGAAUUGACCAACCUUUGUAUGAAGAUGAUGAUGGUGAUGAAGCAUUCCUGCAGUACAGCGUUGUACUAAUAUCUAAUAUAAUAAAUAAUAAAGAUGUGGUGUGUCAGAGGAUACCUGCUUCGUGCUUGACUGGAGCCUAGCAUUGCAACUUGUGUUCUGGUCACUAGAUGUCAGUAAUGUUUACAUUGGUUACCUUCCGACUGUUCUCCUCCCAUUCGGUGUGGAAGUGGCACGUUUUGGCUUCUUGGAAACCCUUUCAGCCACCUUCAUUUGUUGCUUGUUUAUCAGCAAUGACACAAAAUAGCCGUAAUUCCCAGUCCAAGUCUACCCUUCAGACCUAAAUAAAACUAUAAAAACCCUCUUGGUCGUAUCUGACUCAGGAGUGGAAAAAAAGGUGGGCUUUCACGCUGGCUGCUUGAAACCACAGAGCAGACAUUUCAAUCUAGAAAGGCCGCUUUUAGCUCUGGGAGAGUCACGUUACUAUUUUGGGAAAACGCCUGCUUUGUUUUCCUUCUCUCUUGGUGGCCUCUUGGGUCUUUCUCACUCUUCACUUUCUGUCCAGCUGGAGGAGAUGAUGCACUUUCCAGUGGGAAGACAACACGGGCAUAGAAAUGACGUAAGCGAGAGUCAUACUUAGACGUUGGCCGGACUUUUUCAACAUGCUGUUCAGGUUGUCCUCAUCAAUGUGUCUCCGGAUAAAAUAAAAAUAGGAAUGGAACCUUUUG